CUCCCCACCUCUUCCUUUGCCUUCCCACCUGCUCUUUCUCUCUUCUCCUCUUUCCCUUUCUCCCCCCUUCUACUCCUCAGAUCCCCCUUAGCUUCUCAUGGCAUAUCUUCCCUUUCCUCUCUCCCUUUCUCUCCAACGCAAGAGAAAAAGUUAGAGAUCAGGAAGAAAGCCGCAUGCACUAGUUAGAGCGUACUAUUACUAACAUAUACACCUUCUUGUACUUUCUAUUCUUCUUCUUCACCAUCAUCAUCUUCGUCGUCGUCGUCAUGGGAAGAAGUAAUUCCUUGAAGUUGACUACUGCUCGUGCAUCUCUCUCCUUUUUGAGGUUUCUUGUUUGAAAGAGAAGGAGAGAGAGGGAGGGGGGAUGAAUUAGGGUUUGGUCGAGAGAAAUAUGCCUGUGGGAAUCAUGAUACCAGCGAGACAAGCAGCAGCUUCCAUGAUGGGGAGGAACGCAGGCACUAGCUUUGGCUCCUCCUCAGUCUUGUCCCUCAGCCAGCCGAAUUUGUUAGAAGGGGAACUGCAGAUCCCGCCGCUGCAGUACCAGCACGGGAACCAGUUCGUGGAUAUGGCGCCAACGACGAUGACGGGGGAGAGCGAGAUGGCGCGGGCGGAGGCCGACUUCGAGAGCAAAUCCGGCGGCAGCGAGAACAUAGAGGGCGCCUCCGGCGACGACCAGGAUCAGAACACGCGGCCCCGCAAGAAACGCUACCACCGACACACUCAGCAUCAGAUCCAAGAGAUGGAAGCAUUCUUCAAGGAAUGCCCUCACCCAGAUGACAAGCAGAGAAAGGAGCUGAGUAGAGAGCUUGGGCUCGAGCCUCUCCAAGUCAAGUUCUGGUUCCAGAACAAGCGCACUCAAAUGAAGAAUCAACAUGAGCGGCAUGAGAACAGCGGGCUGCGUGCGGAGAAUGAAAAGCUGCGCGCCGAGAACAUGAGGUACAAGGAGGCCCUCAGCAACGCCUCCUGCCCUAACUGCGGUGGCCCAGCCGCCCUCGGCGAGAUGUCCUUCGACGAACACCACCUCCGCAUCGAAAACGCUCGUCUUCAUGAAGAAAUUGAUAGGAUAUCGGGGAUCGCCGCCAAGUACGUCGGGAAACCGAUGUCAAUAGGCGCAGCGGCGUCGUAUCCUCUGCUUUCUCCGACGUCGUCACGGUCGCCUUUGGAUCUAGGGUAUGGAGUCGGAGAAGUUUUCGGGGCUGCAGGGGCAGUCGGGGAGCUGCUUCGUAGCGUGCCGGCAGGAGGACAGAGUGAGAUAAUGGAUAAGCCGGUGGUGGUGGAGCUGGCGGUGGCGGCGAUGGAGGAGCUCAUCCGGAUGGCUCAGCUCAACGAGCCGCUGUGGUUGUUUCCGGACGGCAUGAAUUCUUGCGGGGAGGCGCUGAACGAGGAGGAGUAUGCUCAGGUGUUCCCGAGAGGAAUCGGGCCGAAGCCGUUCGGGCUCAAGUCGGAGGCGUCGCGGGAGACGGCUGUGGUGAUCAUGAACCAGAUGAACGUGGUAGAGAUGUUCAUGGAUGUGAACCAAUGGUCAAAUGUGUUUGCGGGGAUUGUGUCGAAGGCUAUGACAAUCGAAGUGCUAUCAACUGGAGUGGCAGGCAAUUACAAUGGAGCUUUGCAAGUGAUGUCAGCCGAGUUCCAAGUCCCUUCUCCACUUGUGCCCACAAGGGAGAGCCUCUUCGUGAGAUACUGCAAGCAGCAUCCUGACGGGACUUGGGCCGUCGUCGACGUUUCCCUGGACAGCCUACGGCCCAGCCCGGUUUCCAGGUGCCGGAGAAGGCCCUCCGGCUGCUUGAUCCAAGAAAUGCCCAACGGCUACUCUAAGGUGACUUGGGUGGAGCACGUGGAGGUGGACGACCGGUCGGUCCAUAACAUUUACAAGCCUCUGGUUAACUCGGGUUUGGCGUUCGGCGCAAAGAGAUGGGUCAGCACUUUGGACCGCCAAUGCGAGCGGCUUGCCAGCGUCAUGGCUAGCAACAUCCCCACUACUGAGAUCGGUGUGAUAACGAGCGCCGGAGGACGGAAGAGCAUGUUGAAGCUGGCGGAGCGGAUGGUGAUGAGCUUCUGCGGCGGCGUGAGCGCGUCGACGACGCACCAGUGGACGACACUGUCGGGGAGCGGGGCGGAGGACGUGCGCGUAAUGACGAGGAAAAGCGUGGACGACCCCGGCAGGCCGCCGGGCAUCGUCCUCAACGCCGCCACCUCCUUCUGGCUCCCCGUCCCUCCCAAACGCGUCUUCGACUUCCUCCGCGACGAAACCACCCGCAGCGAGUGGGAUAUACUCUCCAAUGGCGGAGUUGUUCAGGAAAUGGCUCACAUCGCCAAUGGCCAGGAUCAAGGCAACUGCGUCUCUCUUCUCCGGGUCAAUAGCUCGAACUCGAACCAGAGCAACAUGCUGAUACUGCAGGAAAGCUGCACCGAUGUGACAGGAUCCUACGUCAUUUACGCCCCUGUCGACGUCAUGGCCAUGAACGUCGUCCUCAACGGCGGCGACCCCGAUUACGUGGCCCUCCUCCCCUCUGGCUUCGCCAUCCUGCCCGACGGCCCAGCCUCCGCCGGAGCAGCUGGCGCCGUGGUCGAGGAGGUAGGCUCCGGCGGCUCCCUACUCACCGUCGCCUUCCAGAUCCUCGUCGACUCCACCCCCACCGCCAAGCUCUCCCUCGGCUCCGUCGCCACCGUCAACAGUCUCAUCGCCUGCACCGUCGAACGCAUCAAGGCGUCCGUCGCCGGCGAGAUCAUCCCCCACUAAGACCGUAUUAUGAGAAGGGGUGGUAGCUGGAACGGUGAUUAUAGUGCUUCACCUUUGGGAGUCAAGAACGCACCUCGUGCUUGCCUUGCCGUGUGGUGUCGGAAUUAAGCAACAAAGACGUCGUCCUCGCACCACUAUGCAAGGAGGGUUGGUUCGGGUAUUGACUUUACAUGUCUCAGUUAAUUACUACAUGCGCAUGUGUUUCUAUACCACCUCUGGGUUUUGAAGGAGUUCUACUGCUAGUAGUUAUAAUUAAUAUCUAUCACCAAUUAAUGUUCCUUGUAAUGUUUGCUGUGUCCUUUGCCACCGUGCAACAGACGUCUAUUUAAUUUCCUCGUUGUCUUGGUCAUCACCUUUUGUUGUUAAUUUGGUCGUGUUGGUGAAAUAGCUUGUCUGAGUGAUCA
This is a messenger RNA of Zingiber officinale, 3144 nucleotides long. RefSeq names its product homeobox-leucine zipper protein ROC2-like. Gene Ontology annotation, biological process: regulation of DNA-templated transcription. Lineage: Eukaryota; Viridiplantae; Streptophyta; Magnoliopsida; Zingiberales; Zingiberaceae. The record is from RefSeq and is a predicted model, not a curated record. The transcript has 12 exons. Gene Ontology annotation, molecular function: lipid binding; DNA-binding transcription factor activity, RNA polymerase II-specific; DNA binding. Bases 392 to 2740 code for a protein of 782 amino acids.